CUGCCGUUUUUAUUCACCCGUCGUUUUAGGGUGAGAAAAACAGCGUGAUGUUUAAUUUUUAAUUUUUUUUAAUCCCCGACAGAGCAGGAACGCGAAACAGAGCAAUCCACGCUUCUUCUUACACCAUGAAAGAUGAUUACGAGGUUGAUGAGAAGAAACAAGCAGCAGCUGAUGUAUUGUUUAGUUACUCCAAGUUUGCUAUGGCCUGCAUCGGUAACCAGACUCGUCCUACCGACAUGAGGCUGCAUCUCAUGAAGGAGAUCUCGGGAUUGCCAACUUCUCUGAAAAGAAGAGAACCUUCUAGAGCUGCAACUUCUCCUGAUCCACUUGGUGAAUCCUCCAGCUCCGGUACCGCCAGGCUUGAUAAAGUUGAUAGUUUCAGAGCUCUUUGAUACUAAGUUUUUCAUUUAAUAAUCUCCACCUUAGAUAACAACUCUUGGUUUUGCCCCCAAUGAUAAUGUUUAUGCUCUUAUGUAUUUGUGUGACUCUGACUAAUAAAUGUUAUGAUAUUUAUUCUGUU
Molecule: messenger RNA, 520 nt
Organism: Brassica napus (rape)
Lineage: Eukaryota; Viridiplantae; Streptophyta; Magnoliopsida; Brassicales; Brassicaceae
Exons: 2
Coding region: 126-392 (88 amino acids)
Source: RefSeq, a predicted model, not a curated record